This is a messenger RNA of Nannizzia gypsea CBS 118893, 1065 nucleotides long. RefSeq names its product carbohydrate-binding protein. The transcript has a single exon. Bases 1 to 1065 code for a protein of 354 amino acids. The record is from RefSeq and is a predicted model, not a curated record. Lineage: Eukaryota; Fungi; Ascomycota; Eurotiomycetes; Onygenales; Arthrodermataceae.
AUGCGUAUUGGCAAGGCCGUGGAGAACGCUCUCCCACUACUGAACCAGAUUGCUGCUUCAGCGAUUUCUUGGUCAUCGGGGAGGAUUGACGUCUUCGGCCUGGGGACGAACAAUGGUUUAUACCAUAAAUGGUGGAACGGAAGUUGGGGUCCAUCCACCACGGGAUGGGAAUACCUAGGCGGCGUUUUCUCUGCCGAGCCAACCUCUGUCUCUUGGGGCGAGAAUCGAAUUGACAUUUUCGGAAUCGGAACGGACAACCAAAUGUAUCAUAAGUACUGGAAUGGGCAAGCUUGGGGCCCUUCACAGACUGGAUACGAAGCCCUCGGCGGAGUAUUCAGCAGUGAGCCAACCGCCAUUUCAUGGGGAGAGAAUCGCCUUGACAUCUUUGGGCUCGGAACAGACAACGCUUGCUAUCAUAAAUGGUGGAAUGGACAAGCCUGGGGCCCUUCUCAGACCGGCUGGGAGAAUCUCGGCGGAGUGUUUGUCAGCAAGCCUGCAGCUGUAGCAUGGGGAGCUAACCGAAUCGACCUAUUUGGAAUUGGAACAGACAACCAAAUGUAUCACAAAUGGUGGGAUGGAUCUAGAUGGGGCCCUUCGACUUCUGGCUGGGAGGCACUUGGUGGAGUAUUUAACAGCUAUCCUGUCGCGGUCGCUUGGUCUGAAAACCGUCUUGACAUCUUUGGUAUUGGCACAAACAACGGACUUUUCCAUAAAUGGUGGAAUGGACAAGCCUGGGGCCCCUCUCAGCUAGGAUGGGAGAACCUUGGAGGUGUUUUAACCAGCCCUCCAUCUGCCGUUGCUUGGGGCCCAAACCGUCUAGACAUCUUCGGUACCGGUACUGACAACCAGAUGUAUCACAAAUGGUGGGACGGCUCACGAUGGGGAGGAUGGGAAGGCCUUGGCGGUGUUUUCAGCAGCGGCCCAUCCACAUGCUCCUGGGCAAGUAACCGCCUGGAUAUCUUCGGACUCGGGACCGACAAUGCGAUGUACCACAAAUCCUGGAGCGGACGAUGGGGACCAUCACAAACUGGCUGGGAAAACCUUGGAGGUGUUUUCAACCAUUAG